Loa loa (African eye worm) is the source of this 553-nucleotide messenger RNA. RefSeq lists its product as hypothetical. The transcript has 6 exons. Lineage: Eukaryota; Metazoa; Nematoda; Chromadorea; Rhabditida; Onchocercidae. The annotation marks the transcript as partial. The record is from RefSeq and is a predicted model, not a curated record.
AGAUGUCUCAGUAUGAACCAUGGUACCUGCGUCGAAGAUGUCCAAUAUUUUUCUACUCGUGUAUACCUGUUUAUGUUGGCGUGUGGCCAGCAAGGAAAUGUGUGGUUAUCCUCAGUGCAAUACUCUUUGCAAUUGGUGUGAUGAUUUUGCUUGGUUUAUUACUUACCUGUAUUGCUGUUGAAUGCUCUGUUAUCGCUGGUGUUUUAUUACCGAUUGCGUUACUAUUAAUUAUUGUCGGUACACUGAUGCUUCAUUGUGGCUGGGCAGCUCAUUUACUCGAUGAAGGAGGUGUUAACGAUACACCACCGAAAGUUGUAACAAAUGAAGAAAAAAAUCCAAAUCCUGAUGAAAUAGCAUUGUUUGAAAGCGCCUAUAAAGAACCAGUACCGGAGAUUAGGCAAGGUUACUGGCAAUUUGAAGAUAAAUUAGCAUGGCAAACUGUUGCUAAUCCAUAUCCAAUACAGCACACAUUGAGAAAUACGGUCGAACGUCCAGAAUAUUGAAGUGUGAACAAUGCCAAACGUUCAAACUAACUUGUACGACAGGAACAUAG